Messenger RNA from Rhodofomes roseus, 1769 nucleotides. RefSeq lists its product as uncharacterized. The coding region runs from base 352 to 1572 and encodes 406 amino acids. Lineage: Eukaryota; Fungi; Basidiomycota; Agaricomycetes; Polyporales; Fomitopsidaceae. The transcript has 2 exons. The record is from RefSeq and is a predicted model, not a curated record.
CCACACAAACACCGCCGGGACCUGUAUUGCCACCCUCGAAAUGGCUAACAUCCUCAGGCUCAAUAGCCACCCAACCACGCUUCGAGCCUCGUGCUAUCGAUCAGCCCGCUUCCCUACCAACGUACGCUUCUCCCAGUUCGCUGACCAUUGUCCUCUCAAAUUGAGCCUUCGUUUGAUAUGCACCGGUAUGGCCAGGCGCCUCGCCGCAGUAUUUAUGGUCGCAAGGCGUACUUGGGUGCAGCCGUCUCGCUCAAGUAGGUCCUACGUUCCUGCCGAACCUACGCUACCCCUGCGUUCUGCGCCACAGUCGUCCGAGCCCCAGGUUUCUCGCCUCCUCCGCCAGCAAUAUCCAUGGAACCUCUCCAUCUUCACGCACCUAGGGCGACGUCAGAACCUCUUAACCUCAAGAGAGCCUUAAUGGAGUGGAGGCAGAACUUGGCCGACGAAUCACACUCGCUUGACGAUACUAUGCAAGCCCCGGAGGCCACAACAUCGUAUAGCGCGGCGCCGCAAUUCCAGACCGCGCCACCUGCAGACACACGCUCGCACCUCGACGAGUGGACGGAGGCUAUGGUGAUCGUCCAAAUAAAGCUGAUCCGGUCGAAGCUUGCGUAUUUCCGGAUGCUGCUCGACCAAGCGACAUUGGACACAGAACAAAGGACUGCGUUGCAAGAGUUCGCGUCGGAACUGCGCGCCACAAUGGAGGCCCUCGAGGCUAAGAGCCUCACCGGCGGUGACAUAGCAUCCGCGCAAGGCGUCUGGCCGGGGUCACCCUCUGAAGAAGACAUCACGGAGAUGUCGUUUGAUUCCUCGUCAGCGGGUGGGUCGUCGUCGGAUGUCUCUUUGUCUUUGCCUCCGGACUUCGACGUGGAGGCCCUCUUGUCUGGUGGAGCGACGCGGCUGGACGGCAGCUACGUCCCCUCAUCCUACGAAUCGUCGCUAUCAAGUCAACUUGAAGAUGCGCUCCGAAACCCCGCGACAGCACCGAUGUUCGACGUAGGAGCUUCGUACCCUCCCCAACAACCUCUGCAAGCCCAAGUCGGUAGUACAAGCUACAGCUACACACUAUCUCAAGUGCAAGUCUCCGUCUCCAGCAGCGUCUACAACGUCCGAAGCGACAGCGAUUCGUCGUCGUACGCGCCGCAAGCAAUACCUUGGUACAUGGACUACUCGCAGUGGACGAAUGUCCCCCACGACGACUCAAGCUCAGAGUGCAACACCGCCGCGACGUUCUCGUCGGCCUCGCCCUGGGAUACCGAGUUCCACAUGCCUGGGGACUUCAACGACUACAAUCAGCACCAGCAGGACUUUAACUCCACCGUCGCAAGCAACGGCUCACUCCCGCUCUACGAUGUCCAGUCAACCGCUAGUAGCAUGAGCUUCGCAAGCGACGGGGCUACCGCGGCGCAGUUCCCGCACGUCGACUCGACCGCGCAGGUCCCAGGAUGGUAUCAGGCGCGCGAGUUCCAGUACGCGAUGGGGGAUGGACGACUGCUGGCAGUCCACGGAAUGGAUCCGUCGUCCCCGCACUCUUGGUCGUCGAAUAUGUCGGAGUGCUCGAUCGUUCUUUAACUAUCAUUAUUCACUUUGCGCUACAUCGUUUGUUCUGCCGUGCAGCCUAUGACUUGAUAUGUCACCUUCCUGUCAACAUGCUAUUCAGUACUAGUAUCGCUAUGCAUUCCAUAUGUCAUUCGAUUUAUGCUACAGGUCCAUUGUAGUUGAGAGACGUACCGCACGUCAUCAAAUUCAAUUCGGCUCAGUCAAAUUCA